GCGCCGCUUUCAAGGAGGUAUUGUUCGUUGCUUGUUCUUAUAACACACUCUCUUACCAGUCUCUCUUUCUUUUAUCUAACCGCGCUCCAAUUGUUCGUCGAAAUGCCUGAACCAUGCUCCACUCAAUCACUCACGCACCUAACUACUCCGUAGAUUUGAUCCCUCGGGUCUUUCUUCCCUCCAUGCAACUUGAAGCUACAUCUAAUAGUCAUAAUCUUCUCAGAAAAGGAAAAGUAAGCAACCAAGAGUUACGCUUUCUUGCAGUGAAGGAGACGAGUGGAUUUCUUGAACUGAAAAGAAGCUGGUGGGGUUCUGGUGGUGGGUUUGUAAGGAGGUGUAAUAGAAGGGAUUGGGAAAGUUGUGGGAGCGAUAUUGCAUUGGAGACUGAGAUUUUGGAGUUCAUGAAGAAUUCAGAAAAUCCACUGAUGUUUCCCAGCAAGAAACAGUUGAUUGAUGCUGGAAGAAUGGAUCUUGUUGACGCUAUCUUGAAGGAAGGAGGUUGGCUCGCGCUGGGUUGGGAUUUUGAUGAUAAUGCUGAUGAUGCUGAUGUAGUGGAUUGCUAUUCUUCUUUAACGGAUAAUAAAGAAUGCAGUACUGCAGAAAUUCAAGAUAAGGCUUUAGAGUAUAAUAAAGGACAAAGCUCUCAGGUUUCUUGCUCGUCCUCUAGUAUAUCACUAGAAACAGCGACUGAGGAUGAUGCUGGGAUUGGGGGUAUACUGUAUCGAUUAGAGAAAGAAAGGAAUAUGAAUUUAGGGUUUGCUUUGAAAGAGAUUGAAAGCACUACUCGUGUCCAAAGUAGCGACAUUAACCAUGAUUGGCUCCCUAAAACCACAAAGAAUGAGACAGUUGCUGGCCUCAAUGCUAACAAUAUACCUGGAUUAUUAAACCCCAACAGUGGUGUAAUCAAUGAUUUGGGAGGCGAGCUUGAUCAUAGCACAUCUUUCUCAAAUACUGAUGGUUCUGGAAAUUCGCUAAAUCCAGAUACGUGGAGAAUUUGGAGCAUUAAGAGGGCAGGGUUUUCAGACAUGCAAUUUGAAGCUGAAGAACUUAGCUCUAAUAGAACUCAUACAGGAAGCGAGGAGAAUGUUUUAGGAGAUGAAAUACUUGACACAAAGGAGGGUUCUAGUGAAACUGUCAGCAGAAGUCAAGAGAAUUGCUCUGAUGGAGGGAUUAAUCAGAAUCAAGUACGAAGUCGACUACGUGAUCUGGAGUUAGAGCUUUCCUCCGUGCUGCAGGCAUUGAAGUCAAACACCAGUGAAACUGUAUCACAGAAAGUGGAUAAUGGAAGCUCCUCUGGUGAUUUGCUGAAGCUUUCUGAUUCUUGGGAGUUCCAGGAAAAUGAGAUCAUGAAUGCCCAGGAUAAAUUACGGUCAAUAAGGGCAAAAUUGGCAGUGCUGGAAGGGAAGAUGGCACUUGCAAUAAGUGAUGCACAAAAGUUUGUGGAAGAGAAACUGAAAAGGAUUGAUGAUGCUUCUAGAGCUUUGCAGCUUCUCCGUGCUGCUUGUAUAGUUUGGCCUAGUUCUGCCUCAGAGGUGCUCCUAUCUGGAUCGUUUGAUGGCUGGGCAACCCAGAGAAGGAUGCAAAAGUCUAGUGUGGGUAUCUUUUCUUUGUAUCUGAAACUGUAUCCGGGCAGAUAUGAGAUCAAGUUCGUUGUUGAUGGUGAGUGGAAGAUCGAUCCCCUACGCCCUAUUGUUAACAACAACGGAUACGAGAAUAAUCUGCUCAUUAUCAAAUAAAAACACAGAAAACAUGCAACGAUGGACACGAGAAGAUAUUCAAAAUCCUAAGAAGGUAAGGAGGCACGCUCGGCAGAUUGCUUUUGUGUUCCUCCUUUUCUUUUCGACUCUUCUCUUGUAAACAUAUUGAUUGAGUGAGACAUACCAUUUCUUUCUCUCGUUCAUUCUCUUACUACAGGAUUAGGAUAUGUAAAAAGCACUGCAGACACUUAUUUUUCUCACAUGUUUUCUUUAUUGAUGUAUAGACAUUGUGUAUUAAGAUGCAAUUUCAGGCCUGUAUGUUUUAUAUGAAA
Populus nigra (black poplar) is the source of this 2029-nucleotide messenger RNA. RefSeq names its product protein PTST homolog 2, chloroplastic-like. Bases 114 to 1736 code for a protein of 540 amino acids. NCBI's taxonomy places the organism in Eukaryota, Viridiplantae, Streptophyta, Magnoliopsida, Malpighiales, Salicaceae. The record is from RefSeq and is a predicted model, not a curated record. The transcript is spliced from 8 exons.